This is a messenger RNA of Dendroctonus ponderosae (mountain pine beetle), 1634 nucleotides long. Its product is annotated as cholecystokinin receptor. NCBI's taxonomy places the organism in Eukaryota, Metazoa, Arthropoda, Insecta, Coleoptera, Curculionidae. The transcript is spliced from 6 exons. Bases 327 to 1577 code for a protein of 416 amino acids. Gene Ontology annotation, molecular function: neuropeptide receptor activity. Gene Ontology annotation, biological process: neuropeptide signaling pathway. The record is from RefSeq and is a predicted model, not a curated record. Gene Ontology annotation, cellular component: membrane.
GGCAGCUGAACGGAAAAACGCACAGAGGAGGCGCGUAAACGGGCGUCCAAGGCGUCGCGAUGCUCAUUCAGUGUGCCAUCGCACGCGUCUCUUCCUAAAAGCGGACCCGGAGCGCGUUUUACCACCAAAACUCCAGCUCAAAGUUCUCGGCAACUUUUCAAACUUACCUCUAUAACCGCACGAGUGAAACAUGACUGAAUAAUCCGGUGAUCUGAACAGCAUCAGAGGAAUUAGUGCUAUAGUUUUCAACGGAAAUUCAUGGAUCUGAAGACGGCCCAAUGUAAACGCUUCAUGUGAACUGCCCUGUUUUGGGAAGGAAAUUCAGCAUGUUCGACAUGAAUUGGACUUUCAACGAGAGCAACUGGACCGCGGCAACAGCACCAACAGAUCCGCAGGUUCCACCCUGGUAUGUUACAACCAAAAUCCAGAUCACGCUGUACGCCAUCAUUUUCCUGCUGGCUGUUAUCGGAAACUCUUUGAUUAUUCUGACACUGGCCCAAAAUCGCCGCAUGCGAACCGUCACCAAUCUGUUCCUGCUGAAUUUGGCCGUUUCCGAUCUGCUUCUUGGUGUUCUGUGCAUGCCCUUUACCUUAACAGGGUACAUUUUACGGGACUUUGUCUUUGGCGAGGCCAUGUGCAAGUUGAUACCGUUUUUGCAAGCCUGUUUGGUGGCGGUAAGCGCUUGGACGCUAGUGGCAAUCUCAGUUGAACGCUACUAUGCCAUCUGCCAUCCUCUGCGCUCUCUGGCCUGGCAAACGCUCAGCCAUGCCUACAAAACUAUCCUGGGAAUCUGGAUUUGCAGCUUCAUCUGCAUGCUCCCGAUCGCGUUCCUCAGCGAGCUGAAACCCACCAUCAAAGGCAACCGCAAAUGCAGGGAGAACUGGGCAUCGUUGGAGUACGAGAAGGCUUUCAAUCUGGUGCUGGACAUCGUGCUGAUGGUGUUUCCUCUGCUUGUGUUGGCCGCUACCUACUCCUUGAUCAUCCGUACUCUGUGGAAGGGCAUUAAAACCGAAAGGGCUUCACGUUCCACUGGCUCCACAAUGGAGAUCUACGUGAACUUGCAGAUGAACUCGAGGACCAGUUGGAGAAUCAAGAACAAAACGAACAUGAGCAGGCAGCAAUCGAACUGGACCACUCUCCGUAACUGGUCGGACGAAUCCAACUCCCCCGUCGGCUCCAACAGCUCCAAGAGGCUGGUGAGCGGAUUGCGGCGCACCAAUGCGGAACGCAGCCUCUGCAACAAGAAGCGCGUCAUCAAGAUGUUGUGCGUGGUUGUUCUGGAAUUCUUCGUCUGCUGGUCGCCGCUCUACACCGUCAAUACCAUCGUCCUCUUCACUGGUCAAUAUGUGUACGACACAAUCGGCUACACUGGGAUCAGCCUGUUGCAACUGCUAGCUUACACGUCCAGCUGCUGCAAUCCCAUCACCUACUGCUUCAUGAACGGCGGCUUUCGUAAAAGCUUCUUGAAGCUGUUCAGCUGCUUCAAACGCUCCAGAUACAGAGCCAACUUUCGCAUGGAGGGCAGCGACUGCCAAGUGGACUUGAAGUACAGUAACCAGCGGUGCUCGGAGAAUUAACUGUUCACGUUGACUGUUACAAAUUGGUGUUUUAAAUAAAGUCGAUGUAUUUUGCAA